GCGAGCUCAGCUGCAAGAACAGUGAUUUUUGAUGAUUUCUUUCGUGAGAUGUCGCAAGACGAGCGCAGGAACCCCGUGUGUGUUCCGAAAUGUUCGAGUCCAUUUUAGUGCCUUCCUUUGUGCGGAGUCGAGAUUGGCGUAGCCUUGCAUGCAGCGAAGGUUGCAUGCAGCAAAGUGAGGCGCAGGAAGCGAGAAAUAGUGAGCUUACUUAGUGUGCAUGUUGCUUUUGUAUGGUCGACACCCUUUGAGAAGCAACUCUGACCAAUCCUGAGACUUACUUGGGUCCAAGGGUGUUGGACAGAUUUAUCUCUUUAACUUAAAAGACAGACAGAUCUGCUGACUCACUGUUCUGGAUGUUUUGGGGCUGGUUCAUAUGGAGCCUGUGCGAAAAACUUGGCAAGAAAAGCUUCAAGGAAACAACUCUUGCCCAAACGCUGAGCGUUUCAGCUCAAUGAUCACGAGAUGUCACCAGACGAGAUCCUUACCUAGAUAUGGAUCCCCACCAGAUGUGAAGGAGCAGCAGCUGCGGGCGGUCGCAACUGUGGCAGACUUGCGGCGUGCACUGAAGCUUUCCAAUGAGCGCCGCAGCCAAGACUGCAAGAACUAUGCUCCUGAGCGUCUUUUCAGCGCCAAGGAUACAGGGCGAGCUCACGUUUGCGAAUCAGAAGUGAGUCUGACGCAGGCUGUGGUUGUCCCGGCCAAGAUGCAAAUUGCUGUCCAGCGCAUUCGUCGUCGCCACAAACCGAAGAAGAAGAUUGCUUGUCCAACUACAAUUCGCGUGGGAAGGCUACUGCCCAGCGUCCAGGAAUGUUUGAACAAGUUCUGGAGCGAUGAGGUGAACUCGGACGACUUGUUGAGGAUGCGGGUGGUCUUCCGCUCUAUGUCAGAGGACGGUCUGCAUGUUUUGUGCGACGAUCUUCCAGAGCUUAUGAUGCGAUGUGGCUUUCACACCCUUUCCGAAGAGAAGUGCAAGAAACUGGUGCAAGAGGUCACUGUAUUUGACUACAUGGAUUUUCAAGACUUUACCGACUUUAGUGAAAAAGCAAUCCUUGAAGAACGGAAGGGCUAUCGACAGCUGCUCAAGACCUGGGAGCCAAACAGCUGCGACAAUUUCGUGGAUCCGGUUGACAAUGUAAAGAGUUUUAUGAAGAUGCUCAAGGUAAUUUGUACACGUAAGAGCGUGCUGGACAUUUUGGAUGUUGCUGGAUUGAAGGAUGAGCCUUGCAAUUCCCCUCAAGAAAUGCUCCGUUUUCUGGCCGCCUACCAAGCUUGUGAGGGCUUCAGCAAGCAGGAAGUUUCUUCUUUGCGAGCAGCGUUCAAGAGUUGUGAGGAGAAGCCUCAUGCUGUCGGGCCUGAAGGCCGUUUGAUCGAUCCCAAGAGUCUCAGCUUCGGCCUUUUGCGAUUUGGUGGCAUUUACUUUGUUGAAGCCUGGCGGGCAAUGAAGCACUAUCAAAAGGCCAGCGCUGCCGGUGUUUCCUUCUACGAAUUCUUGGUCUGUGCACGGCGAGUGCGCGAAACGCAGCUACAGCAGGUGGCUGAGUACGUUGAGACAAUCUGCGGAGAGGGUGAGAACUUUAUUGAGGAGCUCAGAUCCCUAUGUCGCCCACUUGGCUUCACCUUGCAAAAGGUCGAAGUGGUAGAGAUAUGCCAAGAAAAAGGCAUUGGCCUUGAUGGACCAUUGUCUUUGGACUGUGCGUGGGACUUCGCUGAGCAUGUGCGAAGUUGUCAUGGUUUCAGAAAGGCUGAACAGGCCGAGCUAGUACAGAGCUUCUUGAAGUUUUCGCAGGGAGAGGCUGAGCUGGCAGUGCUUAAAAUCUUGGAGUUGCUUAAUUGGUUAGGACUUGGUGGAGCGCUUGAAGAAGCUCAUCAGAUGUUGAGACAGGUGGACUUCAAUGACAACGGUGUUUUGGACGAGACCGAAUUCUUGCGUCUCAUGAGACUGCAGAAGGAGAGAAAUCUUGUUUCCUACACAUCAGCAUAUUGCAGACUUCACCUUGGUGAUGCUAUCACAAGAAGUCGGAUUUUUGCUGCCUUGGCAGAAUGCGAUAUUUUUACAGAGAACCAUCUUUUGGAGGUAAUCACACUGAAGCACGGCAUCAAGACAGCUUCAGUGAAUUUCAGCCACGCGGGCGUACGAAGGGGCAGCGGAAAGCAGCCAGGGAUUUCAUGGGAUACCUGGGUGAUCCUGGCUGAGGAGGCACGAAAGGUGACUCCUGUUUGGAAGCGUCGCAGUGCUUCUUUCAAGGAGGCAGAAGUGUCCGAGCUUCGGAAGGCUUUUGGUGCUGAAGAAGUGCCGGUGAGCGAUCUCAUUUGGAUGCUUCUUGAUUCAGG
This is a messenger RNA of Durusdinium trenchii, 2331 nucleotides long. The record is from the annotation of a GenBank genome assembly. NCBI's taxonomy places the organism in Eukaryota, Dinophyceae, Suessiales, Symbiodiniaceae.